Messenger RNA from Folsomia candida, 3656 nucleotides. Its product is annotated as ichor. The record is from RefSeq and is a predicted model, not a curated record. Gene Ontology annotation, biological process: embryo development; regulation of transcription by RNA polymerase II; embryonic pattern specification. Bases 549 to 2444 code for a protein of 631 amino acids. The transcript has 6 exons. Lineage: Eukaryota; Metazoa; Arthropoda; Collembola; Entomobryomorpha; Isotomidae. Gene Ontology annotation, molecular function: RNA polymerase II transcription regulatory region sequence-specific DNA binding; DNA-binding transcription factor activity, RNA polymerase II-specific. Gene Ontology annotation, cellular component: nucleus.
AUUUUUUGGAAAUCUUCUUCUUCAUUCUGUUUGACUACUUGGAUUUGGAUUUUUUUUGUUAAAUGGAUCUUUUAGUUGGAGGAUCUUCUUCUUUCGACUCGACGUAAACAUGAAUCACAUCACGUCACGUAUUCAUCAACGUAAUCAAUCUUAAAACUGCUAAAUAAAUACGAUGAAUGCUUCUUAUGGAACGUAAUCCCACAUGGAAAUUGAUGUAAAUUUGUCCCACCGAACUACUCGUGGUAGAGAUGAGAACUCGAAAAAAGGAUUAGUGUCAGUUAUACUCCCUUGAAUCUAAAUUGAAAUUUUAAAAAUCCAGUUUUUAAAAAAUUAAUUAGUUCGAAAAGUGUGAGUGACGCCAAAGAAUUCGACCUGGACCACGAAGAACGGUGGUGGUGGGUGCUUCCGUGCAUGUAAUGCAUGGCGUCGCAAAAGAAUCAAUUCAAAAUUUAGUUCAUUUUUCGAAAAACUGGGAACAAAAUAAUGCCUGCCCUUCUCCACUAACGACCAGAAUCAUCCCUCCAACUCUGCCAGGACGUUGAUUGACUAUGAAAUUAAAUGAAUCAAAUCUGGCAGAUCCUUUGCUCUUGUCGGGAUGCCCUCUGGGUGGGCCGGCCUGGGGGACGGGGUCGUUUGGCGGUCAAGAGCUAAUUUCUACAACCACGUCCACCUUCUCGGAAGACAAUCUCAUCCUUCCACCCACCCCCAGCUCAGGGGGGAGCACGAGUCUGUCCUGUAAAAGUGGGACGUCCCCCCCAUCCUCCGGACACGGCGUGGAGCUAGACGCACUUCUGAUAGUUCAAAGCAGCGACAGUUUUGCGGAACUUAAACCCUUGCCCCCCUUCGAGUAUGCCAACCCCACGGUGCAACUCACCCUGCACAAUGACCCCCGCCUCCCACAAAUGGGCUCCACCACGGCGACGGGCUCCUCACCCAGCCAGUCGUCGACAGGAGGAAGAAGUGCUAAUAAUAGUAGUAGUAAUAAUAAUAAUAGUAACAUCCACGCCCACAACAACCAUUCCCACUCCUCCGGGGGGAAUAAUGCCCCCAAUAAUUUGAGACACGGUGGGAGCGGGGGUUCCACGGGGGGCAGCAGUAUCGUCAGUUCGCCGACGGGAAACUUUUCAUCUUCUUCGGUCGGAGGUUCGCCGAGUUCCUUGUUCGAUGCGGUGUCCAGCUCAACGACGCCGGUGAUCACGCCCAAUAUUAAGUCGGAGUUGGCUGAUUAUCUCUUAAAUUCGGACAUCGACGAUAUUGCUGCCUUAAUCGGAAACGCUAUCGCAGACUCGACCGUGCCCAAUUUAGGCAUAGAAUUAGACCCGAAUGGCGUCACCUCAUCCACAAUUGACCCCUGGACCGAAUUGGACGCCUGGAUUGAGAGUGCAUGUCAACAAACGCCCGGACAGCCGCAGAUGGGUGGGACGAAUGUUCCCGGAAAUGGGCCAGGUCCCGGGGGACGGGGACAAACGACGGGAAUUUUACUAGAUCAAGACGCCACGAUCCACACAUCCGCGGCGGACCAUGCCUUCCUGGACGGAAACAGUUCCACGUUGCAGACGCUACUGGAAGCGGACAGUUUUUCGGGGGGGUCGGGCGGAAACAAUAUUUAUCAUCACCAUCAUCCCGACAUGAAACAGGAGUUUCACAAUAAUAAUCAUUCCACGUCGAUACUUCAAUCAAGAUUACAACAACCAAUUCCUGGUCAGCUGCUGCGAAUCUCCGGGGGUCCGAAUACGUCCCCCUCACAAAUGCCCGAGUCCACCACGCAUCAUCACUACGGCCUCAAAGUGGAUCCUUACACAUUGGAUCAUCCCGGAUCUCCCACCUACAUCGACCCCAUCACGGGCGAGGUCACGCAACGCCCCCACACCACGCACGUUUCACCCCCAGUCGUCACCUCCACCAUGAUGAGCAAUGGGAGCUCCAAGUACCGGAAGCAAUACAAAUUGUCCUCGAACAACAAGGGCAGCAGUCCGACGUCGAGUGGGGGUUCGUACCACGACGGGUCGAAUAACUUUAUCUCACAGUUCGGACCCAACUCGUACGACCACCACCACCACUCGUCCCACAACGGGCUCGGGAACCAGGUAAGUUAUGCCACCUCCUCCCACAUUGGGCCACCUUGGUCUUCUCACGCUCACAAUCAACCUCAUCACUCAUGGCGCAGAGAGCAAUCUAAAAUGGGGAUCAAGACCAAGAGAAAGUCGUCCAAGCUGCCCAGCUCGGCGCAUACGAUCGAGCUGGACCCGCUCGGAAAGGAGAAGCCAAUUCAUCGAUGUGGAAUUUGUAAUCGGGGAUUUCUCAACAAAUCGAAUAUCAAGGUCCACUUGAGGACCCACACAGGCGAGAAGCCCUUCAAAUGUGAAGUCUGCGGAAAGGCGUUUAGACAAAAGGCGCACCUACUCAAACACGUCCAAAUUCAUAAACGGAUUACGAGGGACUAAGUAAUUUUAAUGUAAAAACAAAAUCUAAACGAACCCGAUUUUUUUAAUUAACCAUCCAAUCAUAACUAUUUAUACACCUUAAAACCGCUUCCUUUUUGUUAUUUCCUCUAUCUCAGAAGUAGAAAAUGUAUGUAGAAAAUGCAUAUCUUGUCUCAUUAUUCAUUCCGUUGAGUUUUGUUAAAGUUUUGCGUGUUAAGAGACGGGUGGAUAUACUAUUAUUUAGUAUUUUACUUAUUGUUGUGACCGAAUAAUUGGUUAAUUAAUUAAUUAAGUAGAUAAAUUUAUAGCGCAGUCCGUCUCCAGAUUUUGUAUAUUUUAAAUACUUACAUAUGCUGGUAACAAUCGAUUAUUCAUCCCCAUGAACUCUUAAAUAAUGAUAAGUCUCACAUCUCAGGAUAUUUUAGUUGAAUCCCUCCAUGCCUUCAGUCUCCUUCUUUAACACGAUAAGUAGAUAUGUAACAGUAGAAUUAUUAGUCAGAAAUAUAUAUAUUUAGGAAACAUAUUUCCCAUAUUUUCCAUAAUUUCUGUCCGUUUCAUUACAUAAUUUUCAAAUAAUAACUAAUUUCUGAAAAGUGAUAAUCGAGUAAAAAAGAACUAGAUAAAUAUUUUUAUACUUUAACCAAAAUUCUGUCCUCUUUUAGUACUUAAAUAAUCUUCUCAAUGUUGCAUACCAUUCUUGAAUUAAUUAAUCUUCCCUUUAGAGAGAAAGAAAACCUGUAAAAUUUCAUAUUUAAGUUUUAAAUAUUCCGUAAAUUAUGAAGCUUAAAAUAGUACUUGAUUCAUUCUGUUGAAGUGUUUUGUAAAAAAAAUAGUUGAUGAACAUGCGACGACAAUCGGACCGAUAAGUAGUUAUCGAUGGCGAAAAAAGUGAACUAUUCAGUACCUCAAAAAACAGUUUAAUUCUUGUCGAUAUUGUCAAUCGUACCUAUUUAUUGUUGUACCGUUUUUAUAUAAAAAUUGUCUACAUUCUAUGAAGAAACGUUGUCGUCUUAUGUGUGAUUGUACAAUUUACGGCAAAUUAGGCUACUUAAAAUUAGUAAUUUAUUUUAAACUUGAACCUGUCUAAAUCGAAAAUGUUAUUUAUGUAUAUCGUUAUACAAUUUCCCUGUUUUCUUUGUUUCUUAUUUGUUGUUGUACUCUGUCGUUUAAUUACAAAGCAAUUUAAAUAUGUAUUAAAUUCAGUUUUGGACUGGAAACUCUGCUGGACGACAA